AUGAGGCGCCUUGGCUCAGUGCAGCGGAAAAUGCCGUGUGUGUUUGUGACGGAGGUAAAAGAGGAGCCCUCCGCCAAAAGGGAACAUCAGCCAUUUAAAGUUUUGGCAACUGAAACUAUAAAUCACAAGGCAUUAGAUGCGGAUAUAUAUAGUGCAAUUCCAACAGAAAAAGUGGAUGGGACAUGUUGUUACGUUUCUACCUACAAAGAUCCAUAUUUGUACAGAUUCCAAAGAAAGGUGAUCCCACCAAAUGUGGAAAUUACCAAACAAUAUCAUUAAUAUAUCUAUAGCAAGAAUCAUGGAGCUGAAUUUUUUUGGAAUGUUGAGGAGGACUUCAAACCUGUUCCAGAGUGCUGGAUGCCAGCGAAGGGCAUAGAACAAAUAAAUGGGAAAGCAGUCCCUGAUGAAAAUGGACACAUUCCUGGCUGGGUACCAGUAGAGAAAAACAACAAACAGUAUUGCUGGCAUUCUUCUGUAGUCAACUAUGAAUUUGAAAUUGCUCUGGUCUUGAAGCCUGAUCCUGAUGAUCCAGGACUUUUGGAAAUUAGUGCAGUGCCACUAUCAGAUCUGCUAGAACAAACAUUGGAGCUUAUAGGAACAAAUAUCAAUGGAAACCCUUAUGGGUUAGGAAGCAAGAAGCAUCCAUUACAUCUUCUUAUUCCACAUGGAGCAUUUCAAGUAAGAAAUCUGCCUACACUGAAGCACAAUGAUCUGUUGUCCUGGUUCGAAGGUUGCAGAGAGGGUAAAAUUGAAGGAAUAGUAUGGCAUUGCAAUGAUGGCUGUUUAAUCAAGGUCCAUCGCCAUCAUCUUGGCUUACAUUGGCCAAUUCCAGACACUUACAUGAAUUCAAAACCAGUUAUUAUCAAUAUGGACCUGAACAAAUAUGACUAUGCCUUUGAUUCUAAAAGUUUGUUUAAUUAUUUUUCAAAAAUACAUAAUCAGAAAUUUGGUAGACUCAAAGAUACAAUGUUUGAUGUAUAA
This is a messenger RNA of Orycteropus afer afer, 981 nucleotides long. RefSeq names its product chromosome unknown C12orf29 homolog (gene RLIG1). Gene Ontology annotation, biological process: response to reactive oxygen species. The record is from RefSeq and is a predicted model, not a curated record. NCBI's taxonomy places the organism in Eukaryota, Metazoa, Chordata, Mammalia, Tubulidentata, Orycteropodidae. Gene Ontology annotation, molecular function: RNA ligase (ATP) activity. The transcript has 8 exons.